AUGGCUACUCUACAGCUUUCUACCGCCGACCGCAACAAGGUCAGAGCCCUGUGGGGCGAUGCCAUGGCGGCCAAGGACUACAAAACCGAGCAGGUGAUCCACGAGAUGUUCUCUUCCCUUAUUGAGCAGAGCGAGGACGCCAGAGACUUGUUUGAGAACAAGAAGGUGAGAGCCCAGCAGGAAAAGCUCUUUUCUGAGAUUAUGGCUUUCACCAUGAUGUACCUCCACAACAUCACCGUUUUGGACGAGUGUAUGAACGAGUUCAUCAAGGAAAACCCCCACAUUGUUCGCUGCGGCGUCCGUUACUUGGAACCAAUGGGUGCCGUUUUGAUCCAGUACUUGCGCCAGACGCUUGGCCCACAAUUCCACGCUGGCUUGGAAACCUUGUGGGUGCAAACGUACAUUUACAUUGCCAACUGUAUUUUGCAGAACGAAGAACUGGAUGUUGAGCUGUUGAUCUCCCAGGGUGCUGAGCGCUCUUCUGCCUCUGAGACUGAGCUGAUUGAGGAGACUGCUCCAUUGAAGGUGCCCGCCAGAGCUCCUUCCAGAGCUGCUCCUGAGACCCCAAAGCAGGUGGAGUCUCCUCAGCCUCAGGAGGCUGCUGAGCCCGAAACGCCAACUUUCAAGAGCAGCCCACUUCCUCGUCUUGAGGAGAAGGCUGGCUCUACUAUCCAGAUCAACCUCCAGAAGGAGCAGUACCGUGGAUUCCGCCGCUCUGUCACUGAGAGCCCACAGGACCCUGUCCAGGUGAAGGUUCCUGCUACUUUUGUCAAGCAACCUGCUACUAAGGUUCCUCAGGCUACCAAGCAGACUCAGAAGCCUAAGGUCAAGGCCCCAGAGGCUCCAUUUGACCCUAGAGCCAAGAGAAGAGAGGAGGAGCCAGUUUUGACUCCAAGAUCGUCCAGAAGAGAUUCUGCCGCUCAGCUUCAAGAGCUUGGUCUUGGUCUCGACACUGACGACUUUGAGGUGAAGAGCAAGACGGCACCUUUCGACCCACGCCGUUCUUCUCACCACCGCAGAACCCUGUCUGACCUCGGUGCUUCUAUGGAGCAGGAGGCCCAGCGCCUGUGGUCGGGAAGCUCUUGCGAAAGCCCUAUUUCCGAUGUGGAGGACGAGUUUGACUUGGCUCCUCAUGAGGAGUACUCUCACAAGCGUCUGAACCAGGUGUUUGACAGCAACAGCUUCGGUAUCAAGGGUCUUGCGCCAAUUGCCGAGACUGAGAUUGACGAGGAGACCUCGGACUACGACAGCUCCAACAAGGACGGUUCUUCCAGAACGUCGUCGCUUUCCUUGCACAACCUGGACUACAAGUCGUCCAUCUCGUCUGGCUCGGGCUACUCCCCAGAUGUGGCCAAGAACUACGCUGGUUUCCGCAACCACAACACCAAGAUGUCCCAGCUGAGCGACAUUAGCUUCAUGCAACUGUUGCCUGCUCCAUCUUCCACGGCUUUCCCCAUGAUGCACCGUAGCUUUGGCUCCACUCCUUCCUUGUCGACCAGAUCGAUGUACACUCCAGGCAAGAGGGCCUCUAUGGGCUUCAUGCGCUCUUCCUUUGUGCUCAAGAAGGAGAUGGAGGAGUUGGGCUACAACCACCCAGAGAAUGUUUCUUUGCUGAAUGUGUCUUUGACCGAGUCUGCCUUCCCCGAGACCCGUGAGCCUCUUGCUCCACCAUCUUUGGCCAAACUUACAUCUUCUCGCAGUGUUUCGUCCUUGCCUUUGCAGCCACCAGCUCAGCCAUUCAAGAAGGAAGCACCUGCUGCUCCAAAGACGGCUCCAGCUGCCAACAAGAAGGAGAAGAAGGAGAAGAAGGGAUUCCGUGCUAAGCUUGGAUCGUUUUUCGGCACCAAGGAGCAGAAGCCAAAGCCUACUCCAGCCAAGAUCCUGGCACCUAUCCAUGCACCUCUUCCACCAUCCACCAAGGGCACCACCAAGGAGGUUCCUCCUCCUGUGACGCACGUUGCUCCUAACAGAAAGCCAUCCAAGGCCCCUACGCCUAGCCAGCCUAGGUUUGACGCUAGACGCAGUUCGGUGAGCUCCUCUGCUUACGAGGUUUCCACCAUCAACACCACCAGCCGUGUGUCUGCCUCAGAUGUCAGAAGACAGAGCAAACAGCCUCCUGUGGGCUACGCUGCCCUGGUGUACUCUAGACCUGUUGUCAACGACAACGAGUCUGUCUACUCCACUGACCUGACGACAUCUGGCUUCUCUUUCUUCAAGAGCAAGAGCAAGCUGCGGUAUGAGUCUUUCGACGACCAGAAGAGGAAAAAGAACAAGUACAAUGUCAAGAAGGUGCCUUACAAGACGGUCUACAUCAAGGACUUUGUUCGUUAA
Molecule: messenger RNA, 2331 nt
Organism: Candidozyma pseudohaemuli
Lineage: Eukaryota; Fungi; Ascomycota; Pichiomycetes; Serinales; Metschnikowiaceae
Exons: 1
Coding region: 1-2331 (776 amino acids)
Biological process (GO): cellular response to nitrosative stress; nitric oxide catabolic process
Cellular component (GO): intracellular anatomical structure
Molecular function (GO): oxygen binding; nitric oxide dioxygenase [NAD(P)H] activity; heme binding
Source: RefSeq, a predicted model, not a curated record